AGUAGACCUCGCAAAGCCAUCGAAUCCAGCCAUAAACACACGCGCAACACGCGCAGGUCCUCCUUGCAAACAGGAACCGAUCGAAGGAACGAUGGCCAUCUCAGUGCAUUCCUGCCUCAGACCUCCUCCUCCCAAGCUCACAACUCUCCACGAGACCAGUAGCAGUAGCACUGUUGCUCCAGGGUCGGAGAGGAAGGAGGUCAGCUGGCGAAGCCGGUGUGUCGCGACGGCGGCAUGCGUCAUAAUCGGAUCCACCGUGGGGCUCGGAGGAGGCGACGGAAAUGUGCUGGCCGGAGAGCUGAGAGCCGUGGAGGGAUCACAAGUGAGGAUGGCGAUGCGAUGGAGCGACAAGAGGAGGUGCCCACCCUGGCACGCGAAUUCUUUGGAGAACAUAAUGCCGGAGAACCUUCCCCGGCCUUACGGUGGCCGGAGAUCCGAUGGACAUGUAGCAUAUGGGCAUCACACGGCUGCUCCUGUGAUCGGAUCAUUCGUCCAUUACAGAAGCAGUUGCUUCUCUCUGUAGCGUGCACACUUAUUUUCUUUUCCUUUUGUUUCUGACUGAA
Molecule: messenger RNA, 563 nt
Organism: Musa acuminata subsp. malaccensis (wild Malaysian banana)
Lineage: Eukaryota; Viridiplantae; Streptophyta; Magnoliopsida; Zingiberales; Musaceae
Product: protein CHLOROPLAST VESICULATION
Source: RefSeq, a predicted model, not a curated record